Molecule: messenger RNA, 1532 nt
Organism: Daldinia decipiens
Lineage: Eukaryota; Fungi; Ascomycota; Sordariomycetes; Xylariales; Hypoxylaceae
Product: putative short chain dehydrogenase
Exons: 2
Coding region: 396-1193 (265 amino acids)
Source: RefSeq, a predicted model, not a curated record
CGUGAACCUAGCAACAUAUGUAAUGGAAUCGAAUCAUUACAUGUAGUAAUAACGACAUAGGAUGAUUGAGACUUGGACCACUUGGAUAUUAUUAAUACUCGAAUUGAAUUUGAAACUUUUUCAAAUAAGGUCCCGUCUACAGAAUAUGUUAAUCAGGAAUGAUUAAAACCUCAAACUGGCAACUGUGAUCCUUGAUGGAACCGCUUUAACUUUGUAUGUAUAAGUGGUUUCUGGAUUUAACGCUAAAGUCCGAUGUCUUGCUCAAGUUACCGAAAUAAAUACGCCUUGGACGCCCAAUCUUAGGUAGUAUAUCGGUUAUUAGUCUACAUUCGCCUACAUUGGGUACACAAUUCAGUUCCAUGCCUUAUAUAUGAACGCAUGCACUUACGAACAUUAUGGCUCGCAUCUUCAUCACUGGAUCAUCAGAUAACAUCGGCCUCGGUAUGCGCUCAGCACAAGCUCUAAUUAAGCGUGGGCACGAUGUCUAUCUACAUUCCCGAAAUAGCCAAAGAGCGCAAGAUGCUCGCACGGCCUGCCCCGGAGCCAAAGAUGUCUUCGUCGCGGACUUAGCAUCUAUGAAAGAGAUCAAAGCUUUGGCGAAACAACUUAACCAGACCGGUCCCUGGGACGCCAUCGUCCACAACGCCGCACACCCGGGGCCUAUGUUCGGCGUCGCUAAUCCCAAAAACGAAGAGGGAAUUUCUAUCCUCUUUAUCAUCAACACACUGGCGCCAUACAUUUUGACCUCUCUGAUAAACCCGCCACCAAAGCGUUACGUCUUUGUUUCUAGCGGUAUGCACAAGGGGGGUGAUCCCUCCUUACGCAAUAUCCAGGAGUGUAGUUAUAGCGAUAGCAAACUACACAAUGUCUUAUUGUCGUUCUGGUUCGCACGCCAUCUCGCUAACAAGGGCGUUCUUAGCAACGCCAUGAGCCCGGGAUGGGUUGCUACCAAGAUAGGCGGCUCGUCAGCACCAGACAAUAUUGACGCGGCCAUCGAUACCUACGUCUUACUGGCUGAGGGGUCAGGAGUUGCCGAAGGCGAGACGGGGAAAUAUUGGUAUCAGACGCAAGCCCGGAGUUCUAGUGGCUCGGGUCAUGAGACAAGCUACUUAAAAGCACUUGAUGAUGAAGCCCUGCAGGAUCAGUUGAUUCAAACCCUUGAGAAGAUCUCGGGCGUUAAGCCGCCCGAGUAAGGUUGUUAUUUAGCAAUCAGUCUUUCUAUAUUGAAUCUCAGCACGCGUUAUCUAGCUUGAUGCUUUAUCGGUAUUCCGGUGGGCUUUUUAAUUUCGCGAAUUUGUAUAGAAAUUAUGUGACUACUGGAUAAGAGAAUGGCACUCCCCUGAUUCCAUUGGAGACCUAUAACACCAAAUGUAUCGAGCUUAUAGAAUCCCUGCCUGGUGCGGAAUAGGGAAAUUGUCAGCGAUAGAAUGUUAGGACUGUAUAAAUAUCCAGCGAGGAUCUGGAUAGAAUGCUGUAACUAGUAAUUCACACGGAUAUGCUUAUCUUGGUAGCAUCAAACUUACCGUUACCAC